GUGGGCUUGUGGCAAGUGCAUCUCGAAAGUUGAAAGAAACUGUAUUUGUUUGUGACUUCAGUGCAAUCGAGGCUACACUUAAGGUUUAAUUGUUUGUACAAAGCAGUAAACUUUUAUUCUGUGCACAGAGAAGAUCUCAAUUUGGUCUCUCCGUAAGUGCAGUCAGAUUUGUUCAAAACGGCUUCCGAAAAGUUAAAUAGUACCGAUCAAGCCAACUACAACACAAUGUAUCAAUCAGCGCAAGGGGGUUAUCCCCAGGGAGGAUAUCCGCAAGGAGGCUACCCCCCACCAGGUGGCUACCCACAAGGAGGCUACCCCCCACCAGGUGGCUACCCACCGGGUGGGUAUCCACCUCAAACCGGCUAUCCGGCGCAGCCCGGUUUCCAACCUGGAUAUGGAGGUGCCGGAUUUGGUGAGCCGGCCGGAUAUCCGGGGCCGGGUCAGGGCAGCUUGGGUGAGGAUGGCGACGUCAAAGGCUUCGAUUUCAAUGAGCAGAGCAUACGCAAGGCUUUCAUACGGAAGGUGUAUUCAAUCCUGAUGUGCCAGCUGCUGGUGACGCUGGGCUUCAUCACGCUCUUUGUGUAUCACAAGCCAACGCAGAUGUGGGUCCAGAGAAACACCUUCAUGUUCUGGAUAGCUUUCGCGACAGUGUUCAUCUGUCUGAUAGUGAUGUCUUGUUGCGGCAACGUGCGGCGACAGGCGCCCAUGAACUUCAUCUUCCUCGGCAUCUUCACUGUCGCUGAGAGCUUCCUCCUCGGUGUCACCAGCAGCAUGUACGAUGGCACAGCGGUGAUGAUGGCUGUAGGUAUCACAGCUGCUAUCUGUCUGACGCUGACAUUGUUCGCGAUGCAGACAAAGUAUGACUUCACAGCAAUGGGGGGUAUCCUCCUCUGUGCUACUGUUGUACUACUCUUGUUCGGUCUGAUAGCAAUGUUCCUGCCGGGCAAUCGUAUAGUCACUUUGGUGUAUGCGUCUCUGGGAGCUCUGCUGUUCUCCGUCUACUUGGUGUAUGACACUCAGCUGAUGAUGGGUGGCACUCACAAGUACAGCAUCUCCCCCGAGGAGUACGUCUUCGCUGCUCUCAAUCUUUAUCUCGAUGUUAUCAAUAUAUUUGUAUACAUAUUGACUAUUAUUGGAGCCAGUCGGGAUUAAAUUUAGACGAACAGCUACCAAAGGAGUCAACACGCAGACUGUCAAAGAGUAGCUAAGCUUUAGUUUUUUUUUUUUAAUUUCUUUACUCCACUUCUAAUAUCAUUGUGGUCGUACAUUUGCAGUAUUUUGUGUUAAAUAUAUACUG
Messenger RNA from Papilio machaon (common yellow swallowtail), 1297 nucleotides. Its product is annotated as protein lifeguard 1-like. The coding region runs from base 226 to 1152 and encodes 308 amino acids. Lineage: Eukaryota; Metazoa; Arthropoda; Insecta; Lepidoptera; Papilionidae. The record is from RefSeq and is a predicted model, not a curated record. Gene Ontology annotation, cellular component: membrane. The transcript is spliced from 9 exons.